This is a messenger RNA of Pocillopora verrucosa, 2553 nucleotides long. RefSeq names its product hemicentin-1. The record is from RefSeq and is a predicted model, not a curated record. Lineage: Eukaryota; Metazoa; Cnidaria; Anthozoa; Scleractinia; Pocilloporidae.
AUGGUAAGCAGAAAUGGCAAGUUUUCUGGCUUCCGAAUCAAUUUUGCAGAUGUCUACCUAAACACUUUGGUCAAAAGUCCGGUUAUCGUACAGGUUGGUGAUAACACUAUCUUGAAAGUAGAGAAAUCAGAUUUGGGCACCUUAGAUUGGAAGCACAAUGGAAACCUAUUGUCUGGUGGCGAACCUCACCUCACCCUUUUGAAUCCCAGAAAAACCGAGUUGGAAAUUUCUGAUGCAGGCCCGGAGCAGGCAGGAGUUUAUGAGGUUUUCCUCAAAGAGGGCGGAUGUGUGAAACGUAAAGAAAUUCGAGUCCAGACAGAAGGGGAACGCUAUAAAGUUUGGUCACACGACGCAAAUGUUGAUGUUUGUGCUGGUCAAAUGCCUAAACUCAGAGUAAAUAUUUCUGGACAUGAAGAUGAUGUCAACAUACGCUGGCGUUACAAAAAGGAAUACGUCAAGAACGGAGGGCAUUAUGGUAUAGGAUAUGGAGGAAUAUAUCUUGUUGUAUACGACGCCUUGCCUGUUCAUUCAGGAUGGUACUAUGCAACUGUUUAUCGAAAGAAUGAUGGUCGUAAACUUGGCGCAACACAGUUCCUUUUGACAGUGCGAGAAGUCCACUUAAAACGUCUUGUCCCGGAUACCGUAAGGAUAAUGCGUACAACUUCAACCAUCUUGAAAGUUGAGAAAUCACAGUUGGGCUUUUUAUCAUGGACGCAUAAUGGAAAGGAUGUGUACGGCAAGGAACCUGGUUUAAAUUUUUUAAAUCCAAGUAAAACCCAACUACAAAUUUCUAAUGCCCGAGCGGAGCAUGGGGGUAAAUACGAGGUUACACUCAGAGAAGGCGAAUGCAAGUUGCAGAAAGAAAUUAAUGUGGAUAUAAUAGGAAACUUUAAACUUUCAUCGUUGAGUUCUGUUGACGACGUCUGUGUUGGUGGAAACGCUUCUUUCAAGAUCGAUUUAACCGGCGAUUUAUAUAACCUUAGAUACUACUGGGGACAACAACACUCAUACUUGCCGAAAAAUGAACAUUUUGAGGAGAAGGCGGAUGGGAAAAUUCUGAAUAUAAUCAACGCUUUAGCUAUACAUGCUGGAGUAUAUACUUUUUAUGUUAAAACUAAAGAGUGGUAUAUGGUUCAGUCCAUUUCGUUUGAGUUGAAAGUUCGUGAUCUCUACCUAAACACUUUGGUCAAAAGUCCGGUUAUCGUACAGUUUGGUGAUAACACUAUCUUGAAAGUAGAGAAAUCAGAUUUGGGCACCUUAGAUUGGAAGCACAAUGGAAACCUAUUGUCUGGUGGCGAACCUCACCUCACCCUUUUGACUCCCAGAAAAACCGAGUUGGAAAUUUCUAAUGCAGGCCCGGAGCAGGCAGGAGUUUAUGAGGUUUUCCUCAAAGAGGGCGGAUGUGUGAAACGUAAAGAAAUUCGAGUCCAGACAGGGGAAAUCAAAAUUUGGUCGAUGAACUCUCAUUUAGACAUCUGUGUUGGUGAAAAAGCUUCCUUUGCAGUAGAAGUUAACAGCAAUUUUCAUGGCUAUGAUUUCCACGUUAUUUGGAGUCAUAACAUGGUUCCUGAAGUACACGAAAACGAGCAUUUUUCUCUGCGGAUGAAUAAUACGGCGCUGUAUGUCCACAAUGCUUUACCUUCUCACUCUGGAAACUACACCGCCUUUGCAGUUUUAAUGCAGAAUGGGUCACCUGUCGACUCUGUAUACUCCUUUACUUCUGUUGUUUUAAGAGUUAGUGAUGUAUUCCUGAAUACCUCGGUUGAGAGUCCUAUUAAAAUAAAGGCUGAGGAUUCUGCUAUGUUGAAAGUUGAGAAAUCAGACCUGGGCGCCUUAUUUUGGACGCAUGGUGAAGAAUUGGUGAACGAUAAGGACCCUCACUACACCUUUUUAAACGCUGAUAAAACCGAGCUGGAAAUAGUAAAAGCAAGCCCGGAGCAAGCGGGAAUCUACGAAAUUUUACUCAAAGAGGGCAGAUGCGAGAUAAGAAAAAUCAUUGAAGUGCAGCUAUAUGAAGAAGGUUUGUCCCUUGCUGUUUCAGAGGAUUCAGAGGAUUCAGAGUUUUGGGCGAUCACGAACACUUUUCUGGUUUACAUCGAAAUCUUCCUAGGAUUUUUCUCCCGCGAGUGGUACAUUAUACCUGUUGCUGGAGUGGGAUUGGUUCUUUUAAUCUUUGUGUUGGUCAAAAACUUUGGUAGGCUGAGAAAGAAGGAAAAAAGACAUCAGGAAGUUGAAGAAGGACCACCCAGGAAGCAUCUUGUAUUGCAGAAAUCAAUUGACUCAAUUCAAAAUGACCUCAUCUACACAUCCGCUAACCAAGCAUAUCCAUCUUACGCGGACGACUUAUCCAUCAGCAAUACGUACGCGAACAUGAACAGUCGUAUCCCGUCGUCCGCUUUGAGUCCGUACGGGCACGGACCCCAUUACAGUGGUAUUAUACCAGCUCACGAUUCGCUUACCGGGCCAACCGUCCCACCUCCAACCGAAGAAUAUUUAGAGACCGAGACGUCCACCGAAGGGAGCGACUACUAUACUGCCUAUAGUGACCUAUAG